Hemibagrus wyckioides is the source of this 3912-nucleotide messenger RNA. RefSeq names its product microsomal triglyceride transfer protein (gene mttp). Gene Ontology annotation, cellular component: Golgi apparatus; basolateral plasma membrane; endoplasmic reticulum. The coding region runs from base 163 to 2829 and encodes 888 amino acids. NCBI's taxonomy places the organism in Eukaryota, Metazoa, Chordata, Actinopteri, Siluriformes, Bagridae. The transcript has 18 exons. Gene Ontology annotation, biological process: lipoprotein metabolic process; lipid transport; cholesterol homeostasis. Gene Ontology annotation, molecular function: lipid binding. The record is from RefSeq and is a predicted model, not a curated record.
UGAGUAGCUGUCGAGGAGUUGGUCCUUGGUACUGAAGUGUGGAGUUUGGAGUCUGACCUGCACUCAGAUAAACAGAGCUGAAGCUCAGACAGCGUCCUCUCUGUGUCUUUGUCUCUUUCUGUCUCCCUCUCCCUGCUCCUGUGUGUCUCUCCGUCCGUCACCAUGCGGAGACUGCUGGUGUUUCUGCUCGGCUUGGCCUCCUGCUUCACAGCCUUCUGUCACGGUGCGAGUGCAGGCCCACAGCUGGAUGCCGGGCGUCUUUACAGAUUCAGCUACACAACACAGCUCAGCGUCAGGCGACCCCAAGGCCCGAGCCGAGGAAACAUCGGGUUUCAGAUCUCCAGCGAUGUGGACAUCAGCCUGGCCUGGAGGAACCCGGAGAACCACGACGAGCAGUUGCUCAGAGCCCAGAUCUCUAACGUUCAGAUCCAAAACGUCGCCAAGCGCUCGCGCAAAAACAACAUCUUCCAUAACACCCCCGCCAAGGGAAUUCUGGGUAGAGAAAAGAGUGAGGCGCUGCAGAGACCCUUCAUGAUACUCUGGAAGAUGGGCAAGGUGAGGAGUCUUUAUACACACAAGGCGGAACCUGCGACCAUCAAGAACCUGAAAAGGGGCGUGGCUAGUAUGCUGAUGAUGCAGCUGAAGUCUGGAAAGAUGAUGGAGGCUGAUGCAUCAGGAAAGUGUCUGGUUGAGUAUAAGGUUUCUAAAGAUCAGGUGAUCCGCACAAAGCACACAGAGAGCUGCAAAACUCAGGAGACGGGAUUCAGUACUCACAGUCAGGUGCUGGGUGUAGGUGCGACGUCGAGCUCAGUGACACACAUCACUCUACAAGGCAACUUCAUCAAAUCUGCUGUUACCAAGGAAACGCACAUUCUGUCAGUCAACGCUCGCCACACCACCGCUGCCCGAGUGCUGUCCGAGCAAGCGCUCACUCUGCUCACGGUGACAGACGGACCUGCGGAAGUGUCCGGUAAAGACCCAGCGAGCGCGGUGAAGAGUCUGGACCCCAAGCUGGUGUCUGUGGGCGUGAUGACGGAGAAAAGCAGCAUCCGCUGUCCAUCGUGUCCGACUCUGAUGGACACAUGGAAGGCAGUGCGUUCUCAGUUGGAACCAAAGUCUCUGGCUAAAGCUUCAGCUCCUCGCAGUUUCCUGUCUCUGAUCCACAGCCUGCGCUCGUCCAGCAAAGACCAGAUCCUGAGUGUACUGCACAACUGCAGCAAGACCGCUCUUCCUCAGCUGGUGGACGCAGUGACCUCGGCCCAGACUCCUGCCUCCCUGUCAGCCAUGUUGGAGUUCCUGGACUUCAGUAACACAAAAAGUGAGAGUGUGUUACUGCAGGAGCGCUUCCUCUACGCAUGUGGCUUCUCUUCUCAUCCCACUGAGAGCAUGCUGCAGGCCCUGCUAGACAUCUCUAACAACAAGAUCGGCAGCACAGAAAUUAAGGAGUCAGUUGUGAUCAUCAUGGGAGCUUUGGUGAGAAAACUGUGUCAGAAAGGAGCAUGUGAGCUACCGGUAGUAGUUAAGGUGAAGCAGCUGAUCCUCACUGGACCAGAGAGUGUUCAGGAUGAGGCCCAGGUUCAGAUGUAUUUGCUGGCCUUGAAGAACGCUCUCCUGCCCGAGGCCAUUCCACUGCUCACUCGAUUCGCUGAGUCUGAAACCGGAGCACUGAGCACCAUCGCCAUCACCACUCUGCAGAGAUACGAUCCUCAGCUCAUCACACACGAGGUGAAGCAGGCGCUGAAUCGCAUAUACCAUCAGAACCGUCGUGUUUAUGAGAAGAACGUCCGUGCUGUGGCGGCUGAUGUGAUCCUGAGCAGUGAUCCAUCAUAUGAGGAGGUGAAGAACCUCCUGCUCUCCAUCGGCCACCUGCCUCACGAGAUGAACAAAUACAUGCUGUCUAAAGUGGAGGACGUCCUGCGCUUCAACAUGCCUUCAAGUAACAUAGUACAUCAAGUCUUAAAGGACACCAUCGCACAGAACUAUGACCGUUUCUCAAAGAUGGGAUCCUCAUCUGCCUACUCCGGAUACAUGACACGGGACGCCGAUGUGACCACCACCUACAGCUUGGACAUUCUGUACUCGGGUUCAGGAAUCCUCAGAAGGAGCAACAUGAACAUUUAUGGCCAGAGCAACGGCGCCCUCCUGCACGGCCUUCAGGUGGCCAUUGAGGCUCAGGGUCUGGAGUCUCUGAUCGCAGCGACAGCUGAUGAAGGUGAGGAGGAUCUGGAGUCGUUUGCUGGAAUGUCGGCACUGCUCCUGGACGUUCAGCUCCGGCCCGUGACUUUCUUCAAAGGCUACAGUGACCUGAUGUCCAAGAUAUUCUCGUUGUCUGGAGACCCCAUGCAUGUGGUGAAGGGUCUCAUCCUGCUCACUGACCACUCUCAGGUGAUCCCUCUGCAAUCUGGUCUGCGGGCCGCUGUCGAGUUCCAGGGCGGUUUGGCCAUCGAUAUCUCCGGAGGAAUGGAGUUCAGCCUUUGGUACCGGGAAUCCAAGACUAGCGUCAACAACCGGGGCGCUCUGGCCGUCGUGGGCAACGUGACUGUGGAUGCGGACUUCCUGAGCGUGGGGAUGGAGGUGAGCUUUGAGACGGAGGCGGCGCUGGACUUCAUCACCACCGUUCAAUUCUCUGAGUACCCCUUCCUGGUGUGCAUGCAGAUGGACAAGACCACGUUCCCCUUCAGGGAGGCAGUGUAUAAAAUGGAGAAGGUGUCCUCCGGAGAAGCGUACUCCUGGCGGAAGAGCCGUGAGCAGAUCAUUCCCGGCUCCGAGUUCCCUCUUCAUCAGGAAAACUCCAACAUGUGUAAGAAAGUGUUUGACAGCAGCUGGUAGACCUGAGGACUGAACUCCAGGCUAACAGCAUGGGUCACUUUAGCUAUGUUUAAACAUAAAAAAUACCUGUGACUGUACCAUGUUUUUUUUUUUUAAUGAACCUUUAUCAUGCUAAGCUAGGGUGCUAAUAUUUUUAGCAAGCCAGGCUUUGUGUUCGGUCUAUAAGGACUUCAUUUUAAGAGUCUUUAGUGCAAGUUUGAUGUCAUUUUUAUUUUUAUUUUCUUUAAUUGUAGUGAAAUAAUUCAGCACAAAAUACCAUUGGGGAGCAUAGCAUAAAAGGCUAAACAGAGACAAGAGCUAGCAUCUAGCAUAAGUUUAUAAAACUCCCAAUCAAAAGAAUUUUAAAAUAUUUAAUUAGACUUAGCUAAAUGGAGAACAAGGCUAACAAUUAGCACAAUAUUUUCUAAUUUAAAAAAAAAUGAAAACCUCAAAAAAAAAAAUGCUAAUUAGCUUGAAAGGACAAGUUAGCAUAAGCGAUGCUAGCAUAACCUAAGCCAGUUCAAAGAACUAGCUCAACAAACUUAACUAUAAAUAGAUAUAAUGUAAAUAUAAUCAAAUGCAGGUAGCAUAAUGCUUGUGCUAGAUUUAGCUAUGCAACUUUUUAGCAUAAUACCUUUGCUAGAUUUAGCUACGCUGUUAGCAGGAUUUUGUCUGAAUUAUCUUCAUGGCAAGAUAAUAAAAGUUAGCGUAUGUUUCUGUCUCCUGAAGUUUACACUGGUAAAGAUUAAUAAUUAGCAUAGCUUCAGUCACUGAGAGUGAGCUAACAUUAGCCACUUGUUUUAGCCUCUAGCUAAAAUGGCUAAUGCAGUCAGACCUGGUGUGGUGCUAUGUUUACGUUUAUAAUGUCUUCUAACGCAUUUAUGAGUUAUUUAUUUGAUCUAAACGCUUAGCGAGCGCCUCAGGAAAAAAACACUUUCUGUCCAUUCCAACAACCAGAUGUUUACACACAUUAUUUUUUUGACAAAAGAGUGAUUAAUGAGUGAAACAUCCUGCAGCUGGAUUGUGAAACGUCUUUCACCUUUUUUUUUUUUUGUAUGGUUGUAAAUAAUCUUCAGGAAAAUAAAACCAUGAUUUUAAACUUUU